This is a messenger RNA of Ceratotherium simum simum (southern white rhinoceros), 1329 nucleotides long. It is a transcript of the gene TPM2, whose product is annotated as tropomyosin 2. Lineage: Eukaryota; Metazoa; Chordata; Mammalia; Perissodactyla; Rhinocerotidae. The record is from RefSeq and is a predicted model, not a curated record.
CGCCCCUCGGCCGGGCCGUGCUUCUGCCCCUACAAGGUUUGGGCCGCGGUGGGGGAGGGUCCCGGCCCCCGGCUCCGCCCGGUCCCUCCCCGCCUUUUAGGCGCCCGCGCGGCUGGGACAUCCCAGUCCCGCUUGGCCCUCCUCGCCCGCCACCAGUGCGUCCAGUCCGCGUAGCCAGCCCAGUUCGCCCCGUGCGCACCGCCCGCCGGCCGGCCCGUCCCCCACCGCAGCCAUGGAUGCCAUCAAGAAGAAGAUGCAGAUGCUAAAGCUGGACAAGGAGAAUGCCAUCGACCGGGCAGAGCAGGCUGAGGCCGACAAGAAGCAAGCUGAGGACCGCUGCAAGCAGCUGGAGGAGGAGCAGCAGGCCCUCCAGAAGAAGCUGAAGGGGACGGAGGACGAGGUGGAGAAGUAUUCUGAGUCAGUGAAGGACGCCCAGGAGAAACUGGAGCAGGCUGAGAAGAAGGCCACUGAUGCCGAGGCAGAUGUGGCCUCUCUGAACCGCCGUAUUCAGCUGGUAGAGGAGGAGCUGGACCGGGCGCAGGAGCGCCUGGCUACAGCCCUACAGAAGCUAGAGGAGGCUGAGAAGGCAGCUGAUGAGAGUGAGAGAGGAAUGAAGGUCAUCGAAAACCGAGCCAUGAAGGAUGAGGAGAAGAUGGAGCUGCAGGAGAUGCAGCUGAAGGAGGCCAAGCACAUCGCUGAGGAUUCGGACCGCAAAUAUGAGGAGGUGGCCAGGAAGCUGGUGAUCCUGGAAGGAGAGCUGGAGCGCUCAGAAGAGAGAGCCGAGGUGGCUGAGAGUAAAUGUGGGGACCUAGAGGAGGAGCUGAAAAUUGUUACCAACAACUUGAAAUCCCUGGAAGCCCAGGCGGACAAGUAUUCCACCAAGGAGGAUAAAUAUGAAGAGGAGAUCAAGCUACUGGAGGAGAAGCUCAAGGAGGCUGAGACCCGAGCAGAGUUUGCCGAAAGGUCUGUGGCAAAGUUGGAGAAAACCAUUGAUGACCUGGAAGACGAAGUCUAUGCACAGAAGAUGAAGUACAAGGCCAUCAGCGAGGAGCUGGACAACGCACUCAAUGACAUCACCUCCCUCUGAGCCCCUCACCAGUGUGGCCCCCUGGCCCCUUCUCUCCUCUCCUUUCCAUUCUUUCUAUGGGGGGGGGGGCAGGAGGAGCAGAAAUUGCCAACAUUGCGCAGCCAGGCGGGGCCAGCCUAGGAGAGCCCCAGCACACCUGCCACCCACCCUGGCACCUGCUUCGUCCUUCUCUCCAUCCACUCCCCCCUCACCCACCUGCCUCUACCUCUCUCUGCUGCUUAAUAAACUCAACUUGGUCUCCA